AAUGCUUAAAACUGUCACGGAUCGUUCGAUAUUUUAAAGUCUGAAAAGUAAGGUGUUCCCGUGAUCUACUAUGCUGUUACAAAUUACAUUUUUCUUUCUUUUUUUUAAACCUACAAUAUAAUUUUAUUAUUAUUAUUAAUGUUUAUUUGAAGAAAAAAACGAUAAUUAUACACGUUCCAAUCGUCACGACAGUUUUUACUUAUUUUCUUUUACUAGCACAAUAAUCUGUUAGAUAAAUCACUCCAUAAUAUAUUUUUUAUUGCUUAGUAUAUUCAUAUUUUUUUGAUAUUUUAAAUGCAUUUUACAUACGGUGCACAAAACGCCGUGGUGGGCGUGGCAUAGCGCAGGUGAACAGGAAGCAAGUUUGGAAAAGUGGUUUUGUUUUUCUGCUGCGUUUACAAAAACUGAACUGGAAAUCAAAGGCUGGUUCUUGUGGUCCAGGCCCCAGCCAGCCCUCCACUUUGUUCGUGAGAAUCUGUAAUAGGAUUCCUGUCUGUAAUCUUCUGUAAGCAGAGGGAGAUGCCACAGAGGGAAACACACAAACAGAGGAGCAAUGUGUAUGCAGAGCACAUGAGCAGAGAUUACCCUCACAAUGGAGAACAUUCUCUGUACCAUGGCCAAAGUCGCAAUUAUAAGCCAAAAGAUGUGGAAGGGAGAAGCUCCACUGAUGACCGGAGGGCCAACAAAAACAGACACGAAAUGAGAAGUGUCUCCCAAAAGCUGCCGCCUUACCAAGGCAAUGCAACCCCCUCAAGCAUGUUUACAGAAAGUUCAGUGUAUCACUCUGAAGGAGAGCAGCAGCAGCACCGACAAGCUCUGUACAAUCUCAGAUACAUCUUAACUACAAGAGGUCUCUGCCAGAUCACAGAAGUGUUCCUGAAUCUGAUCAUGGUCAUCUGUGCCGGAGUGCCUUACAGCAACAAUGGGGGUUACCGUGACUUGGCCAGUCUCGGAGGAAUCUACUACUAUCACUUUGGGGGCGCCGGUGCCUUCACUGGAGCUGAUGCAGAGAGAGUGAAACAGCUUGACCAACAGUUCCAUCAGAUCAAGAAGCCACCGUACGUCAUGCUCAUGGCCUGUGGCGGGGCUUUUCUGGCCUAUGCUUGUGCUAUGCUCGCUCUGGGAGUUUUCAGAGUCCCUUACCGUUGGCCUCCUGUGCUGCUUGUGGAGGCUCUGCUGAAUAUCCUGAUAAGCCUCAGUUACAUUGUUCUACUUGUUUUUUACUUUCUUGAACUGAAGGAUGUCUACAGCAAUACUGUCUGCAUUGAGAGAGAAGAGAUGUACAAAAGCAAAGGGCACAAAGGCUUCGAGUGCCAGGUGAAUGGCGCAGACAUCGCAGGAGGACUCUUCGGGGUGUUGGGGGUGUGUGUUUUCAUCUUUGGUUCAGUGGUAGCAGUCAGAGCUUUCAGGUCAGUCCGAAAGCUUAAGAAGCAGCAGGCCAGCGAGGAAGCAAACUUUUAAGAACAUAGAAGAUGGAGAAAAAUAAGUGUUUUAAAAAGCCUUCAGAAGAACAGCUGUUCUUGUGCUAGUUUUUUGUUACUGAUGCACGAGCUCUCACCAGUUUUUAUGCUUUGAUUUUACACUUAAGUACUUUUGUAUCACAUAAUCAUUUUAUUAAUGUUGAGUUCUUUAUUCUUCUAACCCUGAAUCUUUUAUAAAUACACAAUAAAGGACUAAAAUAAAAUAAAAUUAUUGUCUUUUUUU
Oryzias melastigma (Indian medaka) is the source of this 1704-nucleotide messenger RNA. RefSeq names its product MARVEL domain containing 3 (gene marveld3). The coding region runs from base 520 to 1461 and encodes 313 amino acids. Gene Ontology annotation, cellular component: membrane. The transcript is spliced from 4 exons. The record is from RefSeq and is a predicted model, not a curated record. NCBI's taxonomy places the organism in Eukaryota, Metazoa, Chordata, Actinopteri, Beloniformes, Adrianichthyidae.